This is a messenger RNA of Elephantulus edwardii (Cape elephant shrew), 1870 nucleotides long. RefSeq names its product seryl-tRNA synthetase (gene SARS1). Gene Ontology annotation, biological process: seryl-tRNA aminoacylation. The record is from RefSeq and is a predicted model, not a curated record. Bases 100 to 1641 code for a protein of 513 amino acids. Gene Ontology annotation, cellular component: cytosol. The transcript has 11 exons. Gene Ontology annotation, molecular function: ATP binding; tRNA binding; serine-tRNA ligase activity. Lineage: Eukaryota; Metazoa; Chordata; Mammalia; Macroscelidea; Macroscelididae.
AGUAAGAGACGGGUCAACGCGCCGGCGCAGUGCGGCGGUGACAGGCUAACUACUGCAGUACGAUCCUUUUACUGAAGGGUUGACCCAGGAGAAGGAAAGAUGGUGCUGGACUUGGAUUUGUUUCGGGUGGAUAAAGGAGGGAAUCCAGAGCUUAUCCGGGAGACACAGGAGAAGCGCUUCAAGGACCCCGGACUAGUGGACCAGCUGGUAAAGGCAGAUAGCGAGUGGCGACGAUGCAGGUUUCGGGCAGACAACUUAAACAAGCUGAAGAACCUAUGCAGCAGAACCAUUGGAGAGAAGAUGAAGAAAAAGGAGCCAGUGGGAGAUGAUGAAUCCAUUCCGGAGGAUGUACUGAACCUAGAUGACCUGGAGGCAGACACUUUAGCUAACCUGAAAGUUUCACAGAUCAAAAAAGUCCGACUCCUUAUCGAUGAAGCCAUCCUGAAGUGUGAUGCGGAGCGGAUCAAGCUGGAAGCAGAGCGGUUUGAGAACCUCCGAGAGAUUGGGAACCUUCUGCAUCCCUCUGUGCCCAUCAGUAACGAUGAGGAUGCAGACAACAAAGUAGAGAGGAUUUGGGGCGACUGUACUGUCAGGAAGAAGUACUCACACGUGGACCUGGUGGUGAUGGUGGAUGGCUUCGAAGGCGAGAAGGGCGCUGUGGUGGCUGGGAGUCGAGGCUAUUUCCUAAAGGGAGUCCUGGUGUUCCUGGAACAGGCACUCAUCCAGUAUGCCCUUCGCACGUUGGGAAGUCGGGGCUACACUCCCAUCUACACCCCCUUUUUCAUGAGGAAGGAGGUCAUGCAGGAAGUGGCACAGCUCAGCCAGUUUGAUGAAGAACUUUAUAAGGUGAUUGGCAAAGGCAGUGAGAAGUCGGACGACAACUCCUAUGAUGAGAAGUACCUGAUCGCCACCUCGGAGCAGCCCAUCGCUGCCCUCCACCGAGAUGAGUGGCUGCGCCCGGAGGAUCUGCCCAUCAAGUAUGCCGGCCUGUCCACUUGCUUUCGCCAGGAAGUGGGCUCCCACGGCCGUGACACCCGGGGCAUCUUUCGAGUCCAUCAGUUUGAGAAGAUUGAACAGUUUGUGUACUCGUCACCACAUGACAACAAGUCAUGGGAGAUGUUUGAUGAGAUGAUUGCCACCGCCGAGGAGUUCUACCAGUCUCUGGGGAUUCCUUACCACAUCGUGAAUAUUGUCUCAGGUUCUUUGAAUCAUGCUGCCAGUAAGAAGCUUGACCUGGAGGCCUGGUUUCCGGGCUCUGGAGCCUUCCGAGAGUUGGUCUCCUGUUCUAACUGCACAGACUACCAGGCUCGCCGGCUCCGAAUCAGAUACGGCCAGACGAAGAAGAUGAUGGACAAGGUGGAGUUUGUGCACAUGCUCAAUGCCACAAUGUGUGCCACGACUCGCACCAUCUGCGCCAUCCUGGAGAACUACCAGACGGAGAAGGGCAUCAUCGUGCCUGAGAAGCUGAAAGAGUUCAUGCCGCCAGGUCUCCAAGAACUGAUCCCUUUUGUGAAGCCUGCACCCAUUGACCAGGAGCCGUCAAAGAAGCAGAAGAAGCAGCACGAGGGCAGCAAAAAGAAAGCGGCCGCAGAUGUUGCCCUGGAAGGCCGACUGCAGAGCAUGGGAGUCACCGACGCCUGAACAUUCCUUCCGCCCAGUUCUCCAGGCUUUCAUCUGUGUCACCUGGGAUCUCAGAGCCUGCCCAAGCACAGGGAAGCCAGGCACCCACUCCUCACCCUGCCCCAUCUGACUGUGUAGCUGAGGGGAAUGGUCUGCCACAGGCAGCACGCAUGUCCCCAUCUCUUCGCAUGGGCAUAGGAUUUCAUCACGGUGACUGAGGAAGCCAUGUAAUAAAACAAGUCUCCUGGGG